GGCUGACUCAGUGGGAUGCAAGGCAGGAGAGAAGAUUGGGUGCUUGGGACUAUCCCUGUUUCCCCCCCAGAGUCAGCUCGUCAGGAGGAAGGGGCAAACUUGGAGUUUACACCCCCAACCCCGUAUUCUACCCUGAUACCUUCUCAGAAGGCAGUGGCAGCUGAGGACAGCAGGCUCACACAGACGCCUGAGCUUGUCCCCCGGGGUCCUCCUUCCCUGGCCCUCCAGGCCCUGAGCCCGGCAGCUGCCGGAGGAGGGAGACACCGAGAUACUUUCACUUCUCCUUUCCCCUUUUGGGCGGAGUCCUCUCUGGCCAGUGAGCUCGCAGACUUCCUGCUCAGCACCCUGUACCCAGGCUGUGGGGACCGGAGGGGCCCCAGGCCAAGCUCAGGGCCCAGGCUGGAAGAUGGCUCACGGGGGCGUCAACCUCAGCACCAGGAUUGCUGGAAAUUACCCAUAAAACUCUUCGAAACUGACAUCUGUGUGUGUGGGUGUGGAGAGAUGCAAGGGUUAAGGAUGUCUGCAGAAGACCAGAAUACAGAUGACAGGCUGAUCUAUGAGGCUGUAUUCAGUUACUUCAAAAGACAUAAAGUGGAGAUUUCAAAUGCAAUAAAAAAGACAUUUCCUUUUCUUGAGUGCCUCCGUGACCGUGAAUUCAUCACCAAUAAAAUGUAUGAUGACUGUCAAGAUUCUUGUAGAAAUCUGGUGCCUGUACACAGAGUGGUGUACAAUGUUCUCAAUGAACUGGAGAAGACAUUUGACCUGUCACUUCUGGAAGCGGUGUUCAGCGAGGUCAACAUGCAGGAAUACCCUGGUUUAAAUCACAUUCAUAGAAGCUUCAAAAAUGCAAUCCAAGAGAAACUUCAUCAAAAAAGUGAGGAAGAAGAGAGGGUGCAGAGGCCGAAUGACCAAAUAAGCGUGGGAAUAGGAACUGGUGAAAAUUCAUAUCGAAGUCUGACGUGGUCACAGGCUGAAGACUUGUGUCACAAAGGUACCGUCCCACGGGAAAAUGGGCCCUCAGAGCACCUCUGUGACACGGAACAGAUAAAUGCAAAAGAACAAGAUGCAACAAGUGACAAAAAUAAGGCCCUAGAAGGCCAAGAAGCGAAUGAACACUGUGCCCCGGAGUCGGAGACCGCAGAGUCCUGUGAACAAGAACCUACCCAUGUGAACAAUGGAGAUGCAAGGAAGGAGACACCCAGCCCCUUGUCCUGGGAAAAAGAAAAAGCAAAGCUGCCCAGUGAUAGAAUCCAAAUGAAUUCCUGCUCUGUAAAUCUGGUGGAUAUAAAGAAGGAAAAGCCAUUUUUUAACCCAAUAGUUGAACGGCAAGCAGAAGCAAGGACGAGCUGUAACCAGGCACCUGACAUAAUAGUGAUCACCAGUGAGGAUUCUGCAGAAUCCAGUGAUGCAGAUGAGCCCCCGGAAGUCUACACCUGGGCACUGCAAAGUGAGCCUGUGAUCGGUAACCUCGACUCAUUAGAAUCGAGUGGGGAAGGAGAGACCCAAGAAGCCACCUGCUCACAAACUCAGAUUACACCAGGUGAGAAUGUUAGGAUCAUAGCCUGGACAACAAAUAUUCAGAGUCGGAAUUCAGAGCUCUGUUUUCCUGAGCCCAUGGGUUUCAGAAAAUUGCCUGCAUCCAGAAAAAGAGCUUAUAUUUAUAAAAGAGGGACAUUUGCCCCUACUGCAGUGAAAAGAUAUGAUGACUCUUCCGAGUCCAGUGGGGAGGAGGCACCGCCGGGAGCCUGCAGCUCAGCAGUGAGAAGUGAUUCUGACGAGGGAGCCUCCCUGGAUAAGUGGAAAAUCUGGAAGCAGACGUAUAUGCCGACAAAUAGAGAAGGAAUCGGCAGUGGUGACUUUUCACAACUGAGUAAUGGAGAAGAGCCUCAGGAAACUUCUAGCUCAGCCCUGAGAAGUGGGUCAGGAGCAGAGCUACAAAGACAUGAAAACAAGAAGUGUUCCUGUGUCAUGUGUUUCUCAGAAGGAGUGCCAAGAGGCCAAGGAGCAAGGACGGAAAGUAGCCAAGCCUCUGACGUGAUGGAUACCAUGGAUAAUGGAAACAAUUCUACUUUGGGAACGCACCAUGGGAAAAAAACAUUUUCCUAUUUUCCUAUUUUCUUCAUGGGAAAGAGAGGCGGACAUAGAACCCAAACUCAGAGUAACAGAGCCUCGUGGACAAGAAACAGACCAAGAGGGAGAAAACCUGUCAACACUGGGUCUUUGAAAAAAAUCAGAAGAAGAGUUCCAAGAAUUCCCAGAGAUAAAAAUAUGGAUUUUAGACUUCCUGAGCUUCCUGUGACCUGCGGCAAAGUGAAGGGGAUUUUACAUAAGGAGAAAAUGAAACAAGGUGUCUUGGACAAGUGCAUACAGACUGAGGACGGAAGGUGGUUCACCCUCAGGGAAUUCGAAAUCGAAGGGAACUACGCAUCAUCCAAGAACUGGAAGCUGAGCCUGCGCUGUGGCGGAUGGCCCCUGAAGGUCCUUAUUGAGAAAGAAUUUCUACCAAACCCAUCAAGAAAAAGAAAAAAGAGAACACCAGAACCUCGCAACAAUACCUUAGUUGACCCUUAUCCCCAAAAUUCAAAUUUAUGUAAGGUGUGCCGUGGAACUGGACUGUUGUUCUGCUGUGAUACUUGUUCAAGAUCUUUUCAUAAGGAAUGCCACAUCCGGGCUAUAGAUGUUCACAGCAACCCUUGGAGUUGCGUCUAUUGCAGGAUAGAGGCCAUUCAGAAAAAGUGCCCAGAAAACCAAGCAUGUCAUCAGGAAUCAGACGUCCUGAAGAGGCAGAUGCUGUAUGAGGAGCAGUUGAAAUGUGAAUUCCUCCUCUUGAAGGUCUACAGCUCUUCAAAAAGCCCUUUUUUUGCUAAACCACGUUAUAGGAGAGCAACAUCUCAGGGCCCAAAGAGGCCCAUGUGGUUGAACAAAAUUAAGGAAAAGCUGAAGAAGAAGCUGUACCCCCAAGUGCAGGACUUUGUGAGGGACAUGCGCCUCAUCUUCCAGAACCACAGGACACUUUACAGGAAUAAAAGCAAAUUCGUCAUGCUGGGACGUCAGCUGGAGGUAGAAUUUGAGAAUAAUUUCAGAAACAUUUUUGCAAUUCAGGAAAGAAGCAAAGAUAGCCCUCCGUGCAAGCCCAGCCUUCCCUAGCGAGGCCCGUGUCUGGUCCCCUUCAGAGCCCCAGCCGCCGCCCGAUAAGUGCCUGUGGUCACACGGACCCUCCUGCCCGUUGCUGUGCAAACAGCACCUCCCACUUCUUUUCCGAAAUCUUUUGUUGCCAUUCCUGCUCUUUGAUUUUUUAAAAUAAAAUUUAAACCUGUCUUGUCAA
This is a messenger RNA of Manis javanica (Malayan pangolin), 3325 nucleotides long. It is a transcript of the gene SP100, whose product is annotated as SP100 nuclear antigen. Gene Ontology annotation, molecular function: DNA-binding transcription factor activity, RNA polymerase II-specific; protein binding; DNA binding. Gene Ontology annotation, cellular component: nucleus. Gene Ontology annotation, biological process: regulation of transcription by RNA polymerase II. The record is from RefSeq and is a predicted model, not a curated record. Lineage: Eukaryota; Metazoa; Chordata; Mammalia; Pholidota; Manidae.